UGGCUCAAAGACGGCAGCUUGUCAUGAGGUGGUGCGCGCUGGGGCGCACGCGCACGGCACAAAGCGAUGCCGCGAUGCGCGCUGUGGCCCGCGCUGACUGCGACGACUGCCGAGAAUUCGCUUGCCGAGAAUUCGCUCCGAGAGGCCGUGGACGGGGAGCCUUUCCUGGGCGACGCCUUCACCCGCACCCCGUGCCGCCCGCCGCUCGCGGUGGCAGCGAGCACCGCCGCCGACGAGGACGGCGAGCUUUGGCACGCGCAGGCCGCCGAGGGUGACGCCCCUGGAUGCGCGGGCACCGCCAGCUGCCGAAGGCGCCUGGCUGCAGCCGCCAUCCUCACAAGCGUGUUCGCCACCGCCGCAGCCUUCGCAUGGCUGCAGGCGCCUCCCACCAGGAAGGCUGGAGCCCACCGCGGCCGCGCGUCCUCCGCGGCCGUCGGGCAGUCGGUGGGCUGGCCGCCGCAGGCCGACCAGCCCGCACCUCCCGCAGCAUCAGAUGCCCGAGGGCUCGCAGACGACGCAGUGCCCCUCACAGCACCUCUUGCCGCUGCGCCCACCAAGAGAGCCGCAUCCUGGCAGCAAGGCAGCAACUUCGGGAACACGACGGCCGCUCGGGCCCGCAGCAUGGCCGAGCCACCCCCUGCUGGCGCCAGCUGCGCAGAGUCUGGCUGCGAUGUACCUUUCGACCCACUGCGCGCUUGUCAGUGCAACGAUGAGUGCGCGGAGCACGACAACUGCUGUGACGAUUUCGUGGACAUCUGCAGCACUGCCCGCGGCGCAGAUGAGACCCCGCCACCGCCGGGUGGAGACCCUGACGCUAGUUGCGCGAAAUUCGGCUGCAUCGGAUUCGUGAAGGAGAACCCCUGCCAGUGCAACGCCGGCUGCCAGCAGCGCGACAGCUGCUGCGGGGACUUCAACCGAGUGUGCGCGCCGGAGGAGAGCGAAGGUCCACCUGAAGCAGCUGCAGACAGUCCCCCCGAGGGCAGCUGCGAGGAGUUUGGGUGCUCACCUUUUGAUGCCGAUCGACCCUGCCAGUGCAAUGCGGACUGUUAUCAGUACGACAGUUGCUGCCCAGAUUUCCAAAAAGUCUGCGAGACAGGACCGCCGCAGACGGAGGAAGCGCCUGCGGAUGUUCCCGCGGACGUCGACGAUGAGGGCUCGUGCAAGUCUUACGGUUGCUUCGGGUACGAUGCCACGCACUCCUGCCAGUGCAAUGCGGACUGCGGGAGGCACAACGCAUGCUGCAGCGACUACGACAGCACCUGCGCCGUUCCGAGGCAGGAGCAGUCCAGCGCCGGCGCUCGCGGAGCGGCCGUCGCACCCCGGGGCAGCAGGGACGAAGGUGGUGCCGCCGAGGACAGGGGCGGCAGCGACGACGAUGACGACCCCGACCCGUACGACUGCACGAUGGGCGAGGCAGAAGAUUGGAAGCACAACAAGAGGUUGUGGUGCUGCGUGGUCAAGGAGAUCGGCUGCGAGGCGAAGGCGACAGCAGAGCCGACUCCCGCACCGUCCACCACGACGAGCAAGGCCACCACCAGGAAGACUACAACCAGCAUGAAGACCACAACCAGCCUCGGCACCACAGAGGACCCCGAGGCGGACAUCGCGCUUCGAUAGGCCCAGGCUAGGGGUGUCUCGACGAGGCGGCUGCUAAGGGCCAAUGUAUGUACGCGCUCCCGCCCCCUCAAUGUGAUUGCAACUCCAGAGGAGUUACUUCAGUCAUCGGCCUCGCAUUUUUUGCUACUGGUCUCGCCGAAUCUGGCGAACUUCGGCUUGCUCCCGUCCGUCCGACAGCUCCCGAAUCUGACAGUCUAGCUGUUGAAUGGAGCUCAACACCUCCUCAUCGUGCCCACAAACAAUCACAAUAAUCUCCCAGGUUGCCACCCAACUCCGCUCACGAGGCGCGCGGGCGAUUACAGGACGGAUCUCGUUUGUUCUGCUUGUGUUCCCCCUCCAGUUCCAACUCCUAUGUCUUCCCUGCCCCCCACCGAUACCUGUUCCCGCACUGUUCCUCUUGCUCCUUCUUUUUGUUUAAGACGCUUGAAACGAAUCACCGCCGUCUCCUGCCUUUUGAACACGCUGGCACCGUGGAAGGUUGAGAGAAAGUGUGGUUGCCGCAGUGCUGAA
This is a messenger RNA of Prorocentrum cordatum, 2127 nucleotides long. The record is from the annotation of a GenBank genome assembly. Lineage: Eukaryota; Dinophyceae; Prorocentrales; Prorocentraceae.